CACUACAGUCCAUUUAACCUGAUUUCCUAUGGGACACGUUCACAUAUCCGCGUUUUCACCCAGGGUGUUUUUCGGAAAGGGUCAGGGACUUUUAUGAAUGCAAAAAGUUGCAUUUUUGGUUCUGUAGACUUCAAUGGAAACGCUGCAGAAAAUCAUGUAGUGCGUUUUUGCUUCGUUUUUUUAUGUGUUUUGCGUUUUAAAUCUGCCUAGGAACAAGAAAAUAUAAAUAAAAUUAAAAAAUGCAAAACAUGGCAAAAACCCAUGAGCAAAACGCAAUGCAAAUCGCACUGUAGACGGAUCAAUGCAAACUGCAUAGAUGUGAACCUAGCCUUAGAACCUAUUCAAACUA
Molecule: messenger RNA, 349 nt
Organism: Staurois parvus
Lineage: Eukaryota; Metazoa; Chordata; Amphibia; Anura; Ranidae
Source: the annotation of a GenBank genome assembly